AUUCUGUAACUCGAAUCGAAAGUUGAUUCUAUUCGAAUUUGUUAUUCGAUUCGAAUUUGGUUUAGCAUUCUGUAAAAGUUUCGGAUCGAGUUUCUAGUUUUGCGAAAGUUGUGCCACCCUGUGCCAGAAUUUUCGAAUGUCAAACGUCAAAAUACGUAGAAGGAAAACAAGUAAACAACUACAUAAUUUAAAUUAAACAAUUGUUAUUCAUUUUAUCAACAAACAAAAAAUGGAUUCUGUUGCAUUGUGGAUGGACGAAGAAAUUAAUGAAGAGAGAAAUGCAAGAAGGGCUAUAAGAGAUCAUUUUAAUAUUGAUGAAUUAUCGGAAAGAAGCUUCAUAAAAAAUUUUCGGCUUUCCAAGGAUGCCUUCAAUUAUGUGUUGAGAAGCAUAGAACACGAAUUACAUGCACCUAUAAGAUCUACGGCAGUAACUCCGACAGUAAAACUUGCUGCUCCUCUAAAAUUUCUAGGACAAGGGGGCUAUCAGCACCAAAUAGGGCAAGACCGUUUUGCAGGAUUAGCGCAAUCCACGACUUCUAAAUGUAUCACGGAAGUAGUCAAUGCGAUUGAAAAAACUUUAUGUCCGAGGCACAUAAAAUUUGAAAUGACCGUGCAAGAAAAGUGUGAAUCCAAAAACCAUUUCUACUCAAAAUUUGGAUUACCAGGAAUAAUAGGUGCUGUUGAUGGAACCCAUAUCCAGAUGGUUAGGCCGGUAAGGGAUGAACAUCUGUUCUUUAAUCGGAAGCUAAAGCAUAGCAUCAAUGCAAUGGUGAUUUGUGAUCACAAGAUGUACAUAAGAGNCGGAAGCUAA
Messenger RNA from Rhagoletis zephyria (snowberry fruit fly), 811 nucleotides. Its product is annotated as putative nuclease HARBI1. NCBI's taxonomy places the organism in Eukaryota, Metazoa, Arthropoda, Insecta, Diptera, Tephritidae. The record is from RefSeq and is a predicted model, not a curated record.